UUGUAUGAAUUCGCCUUGUUGUGUAUGUUUAUUUUUCACAUCAGUUUAUAGUCAAAAAGUACAAAAAUGAAUUUCCACUCGAAGUAAUAUCAUUCAAUCAGUGCUAUUUAAAAAGAAGUUUAAAUCAACUGCUAAAUGACAAAUAACAGCUCUGAAAAUAGCUCACAUUCUCUUCCUACUGAUAGUGGCACAGCAGCUGUAGGCGUUGCGAUGGAUGAACAUUCAGAUGGACUGGUUGUGUUACCACCAAUAAAUUUUGAUAAUGACCGCUUUCCAUAUUGUAUCGUUUGGACUCCUAUUCCUGUGCUUACCUGGUUCUUUCCAAUGAUUGGGCAUAUGGGAAUUUGCACAUCCAUUGGCAUUAUCCGCGAUUUCGCUGGACCUUAUUACGUUUCGGAGGAUAAAAUGGGUUUCGGACGACCAACCCGCUAUCUACGCCUGCAUCCGAAAAAUGUUGUGGGUGGGACUGUUGAAUGGGAUGAAGCGGUGGCUAAAGCUUCCGUACUCUACGGAACACGUAUGCACAAUCUAUUCUGUGACAAUUGCCACUCGCAUGUGGCUACUGCUCUAAAUGCAAUGCGAUAUAAGAGACGAACUAGUUGGAACAUGGUAGUAUUGGCAUUUUGGAUGUUCUUUUGUGGCAGAUAUGUUGGAUUCCUUGGAGUUAUCAAAACAUGGGUGCCGUUCUUGAUCGUGGUGGGUUUGUGUGUGUUCCUGGCGAUGUAUCUUUAAGUGGAUGCAAUGUCGAUCCUUUCCAAUAUGCCUCAUGAGCUGGAGAAUUUAUGUUAUUAAGACAUGUGAAACGAAUAUUUUCGUGCACAAUUUAUUCGUUUAUUGAGCUAAAUACGAAAUAAUAAAAAUUAGUGUAUUCCGAAAAA
Messenger RNA from Anastrepha obliqua, 878 nucleotides. Its product is annotated as transmembrane protein 222. Lineage: Eukaryota; Metazoa; Arthropoda; Insecta; Diptera; Tephritidae. The transcript has a single exon. The record is from RefSeq and is a predicted model, not a curated record. Bases 136 to 732 code for a protein of 198 amino acids.